UGUGCCGCAUAGAAGCGCAGCGUACAGUGCACUCGCAGCUAUCCAUCCGUACAGUUGGAUGUCACCGGCAACGGCAAUCAUUAGCAAGACGAAAGCGUUAAUAAAAAGAAGUUGUGGUAGAAGCAGACGAAGAAGAAGACUCAACAUCAACAGAAGUCAACAGAAAUACGACGUGUGAUCUUGAUCUUGAUCUUCUAUCAUUGAAUUCAGCACAGAGACAACAGAAGAUACAGCCGCACUCGUCAACGGUGCUGCUACUGCUACGGUUUUACUUGUGUAUCGAACUCAGCCUUAUUACAAACUUUUUUCUCUAAAUAAAAAACUGUGUCUUACUGUGAAUGCGCCGACAUAUUCCUAUCAGACAAUAUCAAAUGAAACUCGUGAUUAAUUCUGAUAUUGAUGCUAAUAGCAGUUAAGUGUUAUUGUGUUAGUGGCGUUAUUAUCUGCAACAUGUUUAUGCAAAUACGUGAGUAGGUAAAUAUUGCAGCGAUUAGAUUCAACUGAAGCAAAAUGAAAUGUAAAAAUAAACAAACUGAAGCGCAGUAGAAAAAACGUCUCACACAAACAAAACAAAAAAAAAAAAAACUAAAUAAAAAAGGUGCCGCGAAACUAGCCAACAAUAUAGAAAACGAUAAUAAAAAGAAAAAUAAACAAAGGUGACUUACAAACAUAGAAACUUUGUAUAAAAAGAGAUUAGAAAAGAGAAAACACUAUUUAAUACUUCGAUCUUUGGAAGUUAUACAUACAUACAUACACACAUAGCGGCACAAUGACGGCGCAUGAGCAACCGAUUAGCUACUUAGACAGCAUCCUGAACGAGGAGGAGUCACGCUGCGAAUACAGUCAUCAGUGGCGCAAUUUCACAAUCUCACGUUCGGGCCGUUUCAAGUCAAAAAAUCGUAAGCGCGACGUUGUUGAUGGUAAACUAUUCGAUGCGGGCAAUGCGCCCAAUAUGAUGUCGGCAUCGUCCAAGCCGUCGUCGGCUGCUGCCGCUACGGGUCAUAGUCGUGUCAUGACGUCCGCCACCAUGAAUCCACAUUACAAGCAGGAGCCGGAUAAGAACAAUUACCGCCAACCCUCAGCCAUGUCAAGCAAACUAUUUUCGUCGCAGUCCAAUCCAUCAGCCUCCGCUAAUUCAAAUGCAAGAAAUGCGAUGAUGCGUGAGAAGACAGAGAGUUACAAAAGUUACUAUGAAACGAAUUUAUAGAUGUCACUCGCAAAUAGCACGAAAAACUAUAUAUUUUUAUGUAUAAUAUAAAUUUUUUAAAUUAAACUUUAUUGUGAAAGACAUGUGUAAACACUACUUUUAUAACGUAUUUAGCUUUUAACAACAUAUUCUUAUAUUUUAGCAUGG
This is a messenger RNA of Anastrepha obliqua, 1354 nucleotides long. RefSeq lists its product as uncharacterized. The coding region runs from base 770 to 1207 and encodes 145 amino acids. The record is from RefSeq and is a predicted model, not a curated record. Lineage: Eukaryota; Metazoa; Arthropoda; Insecta; Diptera; Tephritidae. The transcript is spliced from 2 exons.